Oncorhynchus nerka (sockeye salmon) is the source of this 8937-nucleotide messenger RNA. Its product is annotated as myotubularin-related protein 4. Gene Ontology annotation, molecular function: metal ion binding; protein phosphatase binding; phosphatidylinositol-3-phosphate phosphatase activity. NCBI's taxonomy places the organism in Eukaryota, Metazoa, Chordata, Actinopteri, Salmoniformes, Salmonidae. Gene Ontology annotation, biological process: phosphatidylinositol dephosphorylation; regulation of autophagy. Gene Ontology annotation, cellular component: membrane; cytoplasm. The record is from RefSeq and is a predicted model, not a curated record.
AUACGGAGGCGGAUAGGUGUGGAGGGAGUAGGAGUGGUGAGGAUGGUAAUGCCGGCCCGUGGCUCUCCCUUCUUCCUGCUGCUACUGCUUCUCUGUAGGCUGUGUGUCUCAGGGGCACAGCCCUGCUUCCUCUUCUCGUCAUGAGCCUUGCAGCAAGGGUCUCCUGCUCUGUGCUCAACUGCUUUGGUGAAGAAGGACCCCCCAGUCUGGAGUAUAUCCAGGCCAAGGACUUGUUCCCUCCGAAAGAGCUGGUCAAGGAGGACGACAGCCUCCAGGUGCCGUUCCCAGCUCUGCAGGGGGAAGGGGUGGAGUAUCUAGGCCGAGCCGAUGACACCAUCAUCGCCAUCUCCAACUACAGGCUCCACAUCAAGUUUAAGGACUCCAUUAUAAAUACCUAUCAAGGUGUGGACAAUCAUAUUUCUGUGCCUCUGAGGCUCAUAGAGAGUGUGGAGAGCAGAGACAUGUUCCAACUGCACAUCAUCUGCAAGGACUCCAAAGUCGUCAGAUGCCAUUUCUCGACAUUCAAGCAGUGCCAGGAGUGGCUGAAGCGUUUGAACCGGGCCGUAGCCCACCCUGGCAGGCUGGAGGAUCUGUUUGCCUUGGCCUACCACGCCUGGUGUCUGGGGGGCAGCGCAGACGAUGAGGACCAGCACCUACACCUCUGUAGACCAGGUGAUCAUGUCCGUCAGAGGCAGGAGAUAGAGGUGAGGAGGAUGGGCUUCGACAUGCAAAACGCCUGGAGAGUGUCCGACAUCAACCUCAACUACAAGUUGUGCUCCAGCUACCCCCAGAAGCUGAUGGUGCCAGUGUGGAUCACAGACAAGGAGCUGGAGAGUGUCGGCUCCUUCAGGUCCUCCAAGAGGAUCCCUGUGGUGGUCUACAGGCACCAGAGGAACGGGGCAGUGAUCGCCCGUUGCAGCCAGCCAGAGAUCAGCUGGUGGGGCUGGAGAAACACAGAGGAUGAAUACUUGGUCACCUCCAUCGCCAAGGCCUGUCUGAUGGACCCAGGGGCCAGGGUCACCUGUGGGGCCGCAGCCUGCAGCCGGCCCCGAGGGGAAGGCCCAGACAGCUCCGACGGAGACUUUGACUCCUCUCUGACAGGAUGUUCAGGCCCUGAUGCCAACGCUGCGCCACAGAAGCUUCUCAUUCUCGACGCCCGCUCCUAUACCGCUGCAGUGGCCAACCGCGCCAAGGGAGGUGGCUGCGAGUGUGAAGAGUACUACCCUAACUGUGAGGUGAUGUUCAUGGGCAUGGCCAACAUCCACUCCAUUAGGAACAGCUUCCAGUCCCUCCGAACAGUCUGUAGCCAGAUCCCUGACCCUGGGAACUGGCUUUCUGCUCUGGAGAGCACCCGUUGGCUGCAGCACCUAUCCGUCAUGCUAAAGGCUGCCACUCUAGUGUGCUCUGCGGUGGAAAGGGAGGGACGUCCUGUCCUGGUGCAUUGUUCAGACGGGUGGGACCGCACCCCACAGAUUGUGGCUCUUGCCAAGAUCUUGCUGGACCCCUUCUAUAGGACACUAGAGGGUUUCCAGGUACUGGUGGAGACAGAGUGGUUGGACUACGGUCAUAAGUUUGGCGAUCGCUGCGGUCACCAGGAGAGUGCUGAGGAUGUGAGUGAGCAGUGUCCUGUCUUCCUACAGUGGCUAGACUGUGUUCACCAGCUGCUCAAACAGUUCCCCUGCUUCUUCGAGUUCAACGAGGCAUUCUUGGUCAAGCUGGUUCAGCACACAUACUCGUGCCUGUACGGGACGUUCCUGUGUAACAACGUGCGGGAGAGAGAGGCCCGCAACAUCUACAAACGCACCUGCUCCAUCUGGUCUCUGCUCCGCACCGGCAACAAGAACUUCCAGAACUUCCUUUAUAUUCCCUGUCAUGAGAUGGUGCUGCAGCCGGUGUGCCACACCCGGGCCCUGCAGCUGUGGACGGCCGUCUACCUGCCCACCUCCUCCCCCUGCACCGCUGCAGAGGACGCCAUGGAGCUCUGCGCACAGGGAGAUGAGCUCACCUCACAAUCUCUCGACAGGCUUCCUAAGUCUCGCUCCAUGGACAACCUGGUGUCGGCCUGUGAGAACGGGAUGGCCCUCACACGCACCUCCAGCGACCCCAACCUCAACAAGCACUGCCAGGAGGGCCGUACUGCCCAUGGCUUGGAGCCUAUGGCUGCUAUAGGAGGAGGGGCCGAACCCGAUAGCCCCGAGGACGUCAGCCCUGACACGGGAUUGGACAACAAUGACUCGGAGGUGGAGCCUGUCACUCAGACUCCUCCUACCACACCCCUGGAGAUGGAGCCAAGGGAAGAGGGCUUUGAGGAGGAGGAGUUGAGAGAGGAGAUUUGUCUGACGACACAACCUCUGCCCUCCCUGCCCCUCCCCCCCGUCACUCUGGAGAAGGGCUUCCCCCACCCCACCCCUCUCCCCCUGCCCACACCCAGUCUCCUCCAUUCCCUCCCCCAGACCACCAGCCCCCAUUGCCCUCCACCUCCCUUGCCACAACAGGCGGCUAACAGCCGCUACAGGACUGCUGAGGGCACUACCCACCCUGCCCGGGCAGCAGAAGCAUGCCUACCUUCCCCACCUGUGGAAGGGCCACUACCGGCAGCUGUUCUGAAUGGGCCUAUCACCUAUCACCAACUCCAGAACAGCCACUCAGUGUCUGCAGAGCUGCCGGCCCUCGAGCAGCUAGUUCCUCUAUUCUCUAUGGCCAUGAAAGACUCCACAGAGACCCUCACGGACAAAGCAGAGGCCCCACCAACACUGCCCCACAGCAGGAGAGAAAGUCUGGGCCAGACCCGGGCCCCAGAGUGGGCCUUACCCCAGGCCCAGACCCAGUCCCAGGCCCAGGGAGCGGAGAGAGAAGGGAAGAGGACAGAGGUUGUAAGUGGUAGAGAGCUGGUGCCUCUGAGAGAAUGUGUAGUAGCAGUACCAACAGUAGCAAUGGCCUCCACAUCUACAGUGCCCCCUGUUGACAACAACCAGGUAGUGGCGGUGCGACACCCGGUCUCCCAGAGCCAACUGAGUGUCAGUGAGGAGCUGUCUCUCCUGGGCUCCCACUGGGAGAGUGUCCAGGGCCUGGUCCAGUCUGGCCUCCCAGCCAAUCUCUCCUCAGGUCUCUGUCGGGCCCUCCAGCCCACCGCCUACCAGAGUCGACGCCUGGCUGGCAAGCUGCUCCGUGCCCAGGGCAUGGCCGUGUCCAACGGGUUGCCUAACGGGGGUUCGCAGUGCUGCCGCAGGGAGAAGGAGGAAAGGGUCCGUGGCCCGGCCCCAGCCAGCUCCAGCCCAGUCCAGUCAGGGUCAGGCUGGCUCUCUGCAGUCAGAAGCAGCUCAGGCUAUGCUGCCAUCUGCAGUCAAACCAGCACCAGCACUCCACCCACCUCUUCAACCCGCCAGUUCUUACCAGCCUCUCCCUUCUCCCCGCCCUCCCAGCCCUCCCCGGCCUACCUGGAUGAUGACGGGCUACCGGUGCCCAUGGACGCGGUGCAGCAGCGUCUCAGGCAGAUCGAGGCGGGAUAUAAACAGGAAGUGGAAGUGCUGAGGAGACAGGUGCGCCAGCUGCAGAUGAGGCUGGAGAGACAGUACGGCAUGCCGCCCUCUGAGCCCGACGUCGACUACGAGGACGACGUUGCGUGUUUGCGUGAGUCAGACGACAGUGACGAGGAGGAAAGUCUGUCGGAUCACAGCGAGGACUGUUUCUCAGAGGGCAGCUGGGACAGAGUGGAGCAGAAGGACACAGAGGUCACCAGGUGGGUGCCCGAUCACAUGGCCUCCCAUUGUUUCAACUGCGACUGUGAGUUCUGGAUGGCCAAGCGGCGACAUCACUGCAGGAACUGUGGCAAUGUGUUCUGUAAAGACUGCUGCCACCUGAAGCUGCCCAUCCCAGACCAGCAGCUGUACGACCCUGUCUUAGUGUGUAACGUCUGCUAUGACCUGCUGCUGGAGGCUAGGAACAGAGAGAUCUGCAGCCAGCAGCUCAAGAAGCCCAUCGCCACAGCCUCCAGCUGAGAGACAGGAGAGAGAGCCCCUUACUGAGUGUCCCAGUCCUGGCUCAGUCUGGCCUGGCCUAGUUCAGUUUGGCCCGGUUAGGACCUGGAUCAGCACCUUCUUGGAUCAGCUUGAGCCAUGUGCCCUGCUCCUUACUACCCUAACAUGGUCUGGUCUUGGCUGUGUGGGAAGAUGAGGAGGACUUGUGGUUGCUCUGUGGCAGGGAGGCAAAGCUUGAGAAUGGAGAGAGGCCACUGACCACUGGGGAUGAGAGACUGACUGAGGAGUGGAAGAAGAUAGGGGAUGACAGUGAAUUAACUGAGUGAGGGAGAUGGAUGAGGAAGAGUUGUUAUGGAGGCUAUCCCACUGAGUUGAACCCCUUUUGGUCUAACACAUUUCCAGCCUGGAAGGAAGGCUGCAGCAUCCUGCUGUCCUGCCCUGGGGCUAUUGUUCUCCACUGGUGCCUCAGAUACCCCCUGAUGCCCCAUGCCACCCCCCUGCUCCUGUAGCUCCAUCUCAAACCUACCUGAAUAUCCACCCCCAUUCUAGAGCAUCCCUCUCACACACACCAACCAACCACCCCAUAAUGUGCCUCCUCGCCCGAAACACACACACACACACACACACACACACACCUACUCGCCUCCAAGGACAAUCUCUCGCCCUCCCAAGUGUUGGGGACUCCAAAGCCUUUACCUGUUAAAUGGAGGCUGAUGACAACUUUAACAAGAAAAAGAAAAAAUGCUGCUACAGUAUUUAAGUCUAAUUUUGUAUUCUUAUUCUUUUGUGCACUGCAAGCUGUUUGUGUAUUUAAGGGAAUUUGAGACCAAACUCGAGCGAAAGGGAGAAAUCUGCUGUUUUACUUGCUGUUGUAUCUUUUUGUGGAGCUUGAAUGUAAAUGUUAGAAAUGAAAUGGACAAGUGUGUUGGAGUAACUGGAAGACUGGCGGUAAUAUUUGAUUAGGCGGUAACACUUGACACCCAGCAUCACAAAACGUUAUGACGUGGUCAUAACCAUUUCAUAUGUCAUAACAGCUGACAUAAUAUAAUAUGGUCAUAACACUCAUGACACAUAUUUAGACUUGUUGUGACAUAUAUUGUAUUAUUUUAUGGCUGGUUAUGACACCUACAUAAGAGUAAAAACACACAAAACCUACCACAGUAGUUAUUUUAUGGCUGGUUAUGACACCUACAUAAGAGUAAAAACACACAAAACCUAACACAGUAGUUAUUUUAUGGCUGGUUAUGACACCUACAUAAGAGUAAAAACACACAAAACCUAACACAGUAGUUAUUUUAUGGCUGGUUAUGACACCUACAUAAGAGUAAAAACACACAAAACCUACCACAGUAGUUAUUUUAUGGCUGGUUAUGACACCUACAUAAGAGUAAAAACACACAAAACCUACCACAGUAGUUAUUUUAUGGCUGGUUGUGAUGUUAUGUAUAUUUUUUUAAGUUGACCAUAUUUAAUGAACAUUGUAAUUUCGCACACAUUGAUGUCAGACAUGCACCUAACCCAAUGCUGAUGACUGGAUGAAUGCAGGAGAAGAUUUCAGGAGCAGGACAAAGACACCCUCUUUUUGACUGAUUUAAAGGGGAUGUAAAAUGAGCCUAUCUGGCUUAUAUGAUUAUGAUGGUCAUAAUGCUUCUUGACAGUGUCAUAAAGUGUAUUUUCUCAGUCCAAGUAAAGUGACACAGGGUGGCCAUAAUGCUUCAUGACAGUGAUGAUGAUGAAAAAUAACACGACUGUAAAGAAUCAAUUACAACAACAAAGGUUUCAAGAAACAAACAUUCAAACGAAAGGAAACAUCUUGUCAGGGAAAAAAGUAUUACAUUUUUAUUUUGUUGAGUUGUGACACUUAUGUAGGUGUCAUAACCAGUCAUCAAAUAACGAAACAGAUGUCACAACAGGUGUAAAUAUAUGGGUCAUGACAGUGUUAUGACCAUGUUAUGACAAGUGUUACCAUUUAUGUUAAUGCACAUUAGGUGGGUUGUGUACUUUUUCAUUCCUGCAUUGUGUUAUUUAAAAAUAAUAAUAAUAUGCACAGUUAAUGUGGUUCUGCCUUCAUCAAUGCUAUUCUCAAGUCCUGUCACAACUGUUUUAACAUUAGAGGUACCCCACUAUUUGUAUCGAGAAAGGUUUAUAACAGAUAAAUAAUUGUCAUUCGGACAUGCACCUGAUCAGAGGAGUCUUAAAAAAUGAUAAUAGAAUGGCUAACCAUCCAGACAAGGAAAGUUGUUUCCACGUUUCCAAAUAGAGGGUUUUAUGCAAUGUUGUCAUAGAGUAUGACUUGAAAGAUCACUAGAAAGUACUUGAUGGCUGUUAGCUGAUGGGAGAGGGAGGGAGGGAGGGAUGGAUGGAGGGGUUUUGAAUAAUGGAGUAUACAGUACCAGUCAAGUUUGGACAUACCUACUCAUUCAAUGUUUUUUCUUUAUUUUUACUAUUUUCUAUAUUGUAGAAUAAUAGUGAAGACAUCAAAACUAUUAAAUAACACAUAUGGAAGGAAUCAUGUUGUAUCCAAAAAAGUUUUAAACAAAUCCAAAUAUCUUUAUAUUUGAUUCUUCAAAGUAGCCACCUUUUGAUUUGAUGACAGCUUUGCACACUCUUGGCAUUCUCUCAACCAGCUUCACCUGGAAUUAUUUUCCAACAAUCUUGAAUGAGUUCCCAAAUAUGCUGAGCACUUGUUUGCUGCUUUUCCUUCACUCUGUGGUCCUACUCAUAGUAAAACCAUCUCCAUUGGGUUGAGGCUGGGUGAUUGUGGAGGCCAGGUCAUCUGACGCAGCACUCCAUCACUCUCCUUCUUGGUCAAAUAGCCCUUACACAUCCUUCAGGUGUGUUGGGUCAUUGUCCUGUUGAAAAACAAAUGAUAGUCCCACUAAGCGCAAACCAGAUGGGAUGGCUUAUCGCUGCAGAAUGCUGUGGUAGCCAUGCUGGUUAAGUGUGCCUUGAACUCUAAAUAAAUCACAGACAGUGUCACCAACAAAGCACCCCGACACACCUCCUCCUCCAUGCUUCAUGGUGGGAACCACACAUGCGGAGAUCAUCCGUUCACCUUCUCUGCGUCUCACAAAGACACGGCGGUUGGAACCCAAAAUCUCAAAUUUAGACUCAUCAGACCGAAGGACAGAUUUCCACCGUUCUAAUGUCCAUUGCUCGUGAUUCUAGGCCCAAGCAAGUCUCUUCUUCUUAUUGGUAUCAUUUAGUAGUGGUUUCUUUGCAGAAAUUCGACCACGAAGGCCUGAUUCAACAGUUGAUGUUGUGAUGUGUUUGUUACUUUAACUAUUUAUUUGGGCUGCAAUUUCUGAGGCUGGUAACUCUAAUGAACUUCUCCUCUGCAGCAGAUGUAACUCUUGGUGUUCCUUUCCUGUGGUGGCCUCAUGAGAGCCAGUUUCAUCAUUAGCGCUUGAUGGUUUUUGCAACUGCACUUGAAGAAAUUUUCCGCAAUGACUGACCUUCAUGUCUUAAAGCAAUGAUGGACUGUCAUAUCUCUUUGCUUAUUUGAGCUGUUCUUGUCAUGGGGCGGCAGGGUAGCCUAGUGGUUAGAGUGUUGGACUAGUAACCGAAAGGUUGCAAGUUCAAAUCCCCAAGCUGACAAGGUUGUUCUGCCCCUGUUCCUAGGCCGUCAUUGAAAAUAAGAAUUUGUUCUUAACUGACUUGCCUAGUAAAAUAUGGACUUGGUCUUUUACCAAAUAGGGCUAUCUUUAUCUUUAUCAUAGGGCUAUCUAUAUCAUGUCACAACACAACUGAUUGGCUCAAACACAUUAAGAAGGAAAGAAAUUCCACAAAUUAACUUUUAACAAGGCACACCUGUUAAUUGAAAUGCAUUCCUGACUACCUCAUGAAGCUGGUUGAGAGAAUGCCAAGAGUGUUCAAAGCUGUCAUCGAGGCAAAAGGGUGGCUACUUUGAAUAAUCUCAAAUAUAAAAUAUAUUAUGAUUUGUUUAACACUUUUUGGGUGACUACAUGAGUCCAUAUGUGUUAUUUCAUAGUUUUGAUCUUCACUACUAUUCUGCAAUAUAGAAAAUAGUCCAAAUAAAGAAAAACCCUGGAAUGAGUAGCUGUGUCCAAACGUUUGACAGGUACUGUAUUUCUACAGUGAUGUUUGAGAGGGGCUUGUUGAUGUACAGUAACAUUGUCCUGUUGCGAUUGACUGCUCAACCCUCGUCUUUUGAUUGAUUGUUUGAUCAAUCGUUCGAUCAUUGUCCUUGUCAGGUUCCUGUCUCAGAAUGUAGUACCUGGCAUUAAAAAGACUCCAGAGAAAGUACUAAAAUGCUAUUUCUUUAUUUCCUGUGCUUACAGUAGGCGAGUUUGGCCUUGUAUCUAAACUGAGUUUGUCAUGUUUCCAAAAUGAACUGAAACUGUUGUGGAACGUAGCUAAAUCAGUUUGGACGCCUUGCCGGAGUUUGGCUGUGGUUCCAACAAAUUGUUCUAUUGCAAAAAGCUCUGUGUUUGUUUCGUCUAAUGAGCUUUCCUUGACACAAUAGUACCAUAUUUACUUUAUUUUGUCAUUUUUAUUUUUGAAAGCAUUUCUCAAGGAGACGACAGCAGGUUAACUAACUGGCCACUGCUUGGUUUGUUUUAAUGGUACAGAUAGCUGCUUUAACAACAUGGAAACUAUUUAAAUAUCAGAACAGGGACAUGUCCAUUAGAUAAAGAUAAUGAGAUUGAUUUGUUUGUAAAUGAAUGAACUGAAGAUUUAAAGAUUCAACUUAAAUAUUGAGUUUGUAUGGUUGUCAUGGUUAUCCAUUGCAUAAUAACUUUUGGGGUCUUUUCACACGAUGUUGAUUAAGGCAAAACCUUAAGGAGGAGGUUGUGGAACCCAGAUAUGUAAUAUAAUACAUAGUUAUCUGAUUCUGUACUAGUGGCUAAAACCUGUCACUUAGCAAAUAAUUGUGUAAACAAAUUAAAUGCACUGUAAAAGGUCAAGGGUUAAAAUAAAAAAGAUUAUCUAUAUCAUG